Aspergillus versicolor CBS 583.65 is the source of this 1215-nucleotide messenger RNA. RefSeq lists its product as uncharacterized. The record is from RefSeq and is a predicted model, not a curated record. NCBI's taxonomy places the organism in Eukaryota, Fungi, Ascomycota, Eurotiomycetes, Eurotiales, Aspergillaceae. The transcript has 2 exons. Bases 1 to 1215 code for a protein of 404 amino acids.
AUGCUGCAUAUAUCUCUGCUGCAGGUAGCACUCCUCCAGGCCAGUGUCUGCCACCUUGUAACUGCAACGGUUGCCGAUGUCCCCGGCAUCAUACCGCCAAUCCCCCGGGUCCAUGACAUGGUACAAGUAAACCGUUCUGAUUUUUUCAAAACCCAAACAAGCGAAUUCACUCAUCCUGGACUGUGGCACACCCACGACGAUCUAGAGCGGGCACGGCAGGGUGUCCUGCAGGGAAAAGAGCCCUGGGCCUCCGCCUACGCCCAGUUUGCCAAUGAUAGCUAUUCCCAGGCAAACUACACCAUGAAAGGGCCCGCCACCGUUCUAAGCCGCGGGCAGGUCUCAAACUACACGUCAUUUACGCAUGACGCCCGCGCCGCGUGGCAGAACGCUUGGAUGUGGUACAUCACUAAGGCACAGGGACACUGGGAGCGAAGCACGAGUAUCCUUGACGCUUGGGGCGCCAACCUAACCAACAUCAUUGGGACAGACCGGUCGCUCAUGAUAGGGCUAGAUGGGGAUAUGUUUGUGAAUGCCGCAGAGAUCAUGAGGUGGGAAGGUAACUGGACAGAAGCCGGUGCAAAGUGGCAGGGUGGCAGUGGAUUCAGCGUGCAACUGUACUGGCUGUUUAGUCGGCAGUCUAUCCCCAUCGGCCAGGCGAAUUACGGAAUGGCCAGUAUAAAGGCCCUGCUGAGUUUUGCAGCGUACUUGGAUGACGUUCAGUUAUGGAAUUAUGCAAUCGAUGCAUAUAUUCAAGACAACUGUGCUGGAUUGUUUGCCACCUAUGACCCCGAAACAGGGCAGUCAGGGGAGUCUGGUAGAGACCAGGGCCACGCAAUGUCAGGGCUUGGGUGGGCUGCAAUGGCGGCCAGGGUGGGCCAGAGUCAGGGAGUCGAUUUAUAUGAACUGGGAGAUAAUUUACUUCUCAAGGGGGCUGAAUACUUGGCCAAGUAUAACCUGAACGAGAGUGUUCCGUAUGAUCCCAAGUGGUAUCGAUGCGAGGCAGUGCUGGUGAACGGGCCAUGGGAGACGAUAUCGGAAGAGAACCGUGGAGUCACGGCAGAAAUUCCAGUGUGGGAUAUUGUAUACUACGAGUACGUGAAAAGGCGCAAGGCCACCGCCCCUUGGACGUCAAGGGCAAAGGCAGAGGUUGGUUUCGAGGGACCUGUGCAAGGAAAUGAUCAUCCAAGCUGGGGUAGUCUCAUCUGGGCUGAUUAA